Fusarium redolens is the source of this 876-nucleotide messenger RNA. RefSeq names its product coenzyme Q biosynthesis protein Coq4-domain-containing protein. The coding region runs from base 1 to 876 and encodes 291 amino acids. The record is from RefSeq and is a predicted model, not a curated record. Lineage: Eukaryota; Fungi; Ascomycota; Sordariomycetes; Hypocreales; Nectriaceae. The transcript is spliced from 2 exons. Gene Ontology annotation, biological process: ubiquinone biosynthetic process. Gene Ontology annotation, cellular component: mitochondrial inner membrane; mitochondrion.
AUGGAGAGCGCACUUCCUAAACUAAGAUCAAUUGGAUCUGCCCGGAAUGCUAGCACAUUGAUACGGGCAGCAUCUUGUGCAUCUUGCUGUUCUUCGUCAUCGAGGAGCUUCACCAGCUUAAACCGCCCCCCACCAAACUACCCAGGCCAUGUUCCUCUAACGAGAGUUGAACGGGCUGGGCUGGCCAUUGGAGCCAGCGUCAUGUCUUUUUUCGAUCCCUAUCGCCAUGACCUCAUCGCCGCUACCGGCGAAGCCACUGCUACACCCUACUUUAUCUACCGCCUUCGCGACGCCAUGCUUGCCGACCCAACCGGCCGUCGUAUCCUCCGAGCUCGACCCCGAAUUUCCUCAAAAACCCUCUCCCUCGAAGCUCUACGCGCACUGCCCGAAAACUCCGUUGGCCGCGCCUACGUAGGCUGGCUCGAUCGCGAAGGCGUCUCCCCCGACACCCGAGCUACAGUGCGGUACAUCGACGACGAAGAGUGCGCAUAUGUCAUGCAGCGAUACCGCGAGUGCCACGACUUCUACCACGCUUUGACUGGCCUGCCCAUUGUGCGCGAGGGUGAAGUUGCUCUCAAGGCUUUUGAGUUUGCCAAUACUUUGCUUCCCAUGACCGGGUUGAGUAUCUUUGCGGCUGCUACCAUGAAGAGGAGCGAGAGACAGCGAUUCGCCUCGAUAUAUCUACCCUGGGCUCUGAAGAACGGAGCACGGAGCAAAGAGGUUAUCAAUGUAUUCUGGGAAGAGAGACUUGAGGAUGACGUUAGUGACUUGAGAAAAGAGCUGGGUAUUGAGCAACCGCCCGAUAUGAGAGACAUUCGAAAGAGGGAGAGGGAGGAGAAGAAGAGACUCAAAGAACUGAGAGAGCAAGGGCUAUAA